Molecule: messenger RNA, 1200 nt
Organism: Aspergillus puulaauensis
Lineage: Eukaryota; Fungi; Ascomycota; Eurotiomycetes; Eurotiales; Aspergillaceae
Product: Zn(II)2Cys6 transcription factor domain-containing protein
Exons: 2
Coding region: 1-1200 (399 amino acids)
Biological process (GO): regulation of transcription by RNA polymerase II
Molecular function (GO): DNA-binding transcription activator activity, RNA polymerase II-specific; zinc ion binding
Source: RefSeq, a predicted model, not a curated record
AUGCAAUUCAGCGUUGUCGUAGACAUGGGGAGGAGACAGCAUAAAAAAUCACGAGCUGGCUGCAUUGAGUGUAAGCGUCGCCACGUCAAGUGCGACGAGAAGCGGCCAAUAUGCUCCCACUGCAUUUCCUCCGAGCGGCUAUGCGAAUACGCGCCAGUGAGGUUCCAAGACAUGCAACCAGCCAGCACGAGCAGAAAGCGAACUCGGUCGAUUGAAUCACCAGUGUCCGGCUCAUCCGUCGACUCUUCCCCUCUUACACAACUAGAUCCGCCUGUGAACAUGCUGCAUGCCGAGCUGUUCUACCAUCUGUCCACAGAAACUUUACCCUCGCUUUCCAUGGAUGGCAGCAGCAUGUCCAUUUUGCCCACCGAGGUGAUCAAUUAUGGCCUAGCUGCCCCCUAUCUUCUGAAUGAACUCAUGGCGCUGGCCGCCUUACACCUUGCUAUCCUUCGCGAGAGCCAGAGAGACUUCUACCGCCAUCAUUCCACUGAACUCCAGAAUCACGCACUGCGGAUCUUCCACGGGACCGAGAUAGAUGCCAGCGGGAAACCGUCUGUCCCGGCGUUUCUCUUCUCCUCCAUCCUUGGCCUCCAUCUCCUUUGCGACACUCUAGUUUUCCGAGACCAGGACUUUCAGAGUUUCCUAGACCGUUUCGUCCACUACCUGCGCAUCCACCGUGGUGUGCGUACUGUUAUUGGAGGAAACUGGAGUCAAUUGAAACAGACGCCUGGACUCAAGUCUGUCCUGGCUGAGGGCGAGGCAAGCCUGCAGAUGCAGAACAAUGACACCGAAGCAGCAGCGGUAUGCAGAGGCCUUUUGGCACGCAUCAGAGCGGCGAAACUGGGCCCAGCGAUCACGGCAACCUACGAGCAAGCUAUUGAAGCGCUGCAACAAUCCAUGAACGCAGGACAGGGCGGUGCGCCCACCGAUACGAGACAUGUCGUUGCCUGGUCAGUAAUGAUUUCCGUGGAGUUUGCCGAUAUGCUUGUCCAUCGGCGACCCGAGGCUCUUGUGAUUCUAGCGCAUUAUGCAGUUCUUCUACACUCGUGCCGAGACAUGUGGAUGUUCUGCGAUGGGGGGCGGUUUUUGAUUGAACCAAUCGACCAGUACCUAGGGCCUGAGUGGGCGGAGUGGCUAGAGUGGCCGCGUCAUGUUUUGAAGGAAUCAACCUCAGGCCGUUUAGCUACUGGUACGGAGUAA